AUUUUCAAUAUUCUAUCGCCUGAAGGCAUUCACGUUAAUUUGGAUGAAGUGACUCCACUCCAAUUUCAGAUUUCCUGUCUUUCCGGAUAACUCUUAGAGAAAACAUCACCAGAUUGUCCUCUGAUGUCAUGGAUAUCCAGAAAGGGACUGCAAGGUUUAGCAUGAAGUCGUUUCAAGAAAAGAUGAACAAGUUAAAACGAGAUUUAAAGGAAACAGAGGACAAAGUAAACGAGGUUAAGAAAGAGACAUUGGCGGCAAGAUGGAGAGAGCAUGACGCCAAGCUUAAAAUGAAGGAAAUGUCGGAAAAAAUAUCUGAUACUGAAGAGCAAAUAAGAAAGAUUGAGAGCCGUAUUGCGUACCAGAACGGUCGCAGGAAAGAAAUUGCCGAGAAAUUUCGAGAAAACGGGCGAGUUAAAAAUGUGUUGGAAGGAUCGGCCAUCGACGUAGAGGAACUGAUGCGUAAACUACACGACGCUCAGCAACACACGAUGGAAGUGAGGAAAAUGAACAAGGGAAUGCAGAAAGUAGUGGCCAUCCUAGAGCCUAAGAUCGAAAACGCCGAGCGCCGCGAACAGAAGGCCAUUGAUCGAGCAUUUUUGAUCAGCCAGAAGCUGACAGUUCAUCGUUAUCUGGCAGAGAAAAGGCCUGAAGGAUUUCCAUCACCCGAGGAAGAUUUGAUCCCUCAGUCAGACCAAGAGACCAGAAUUGUAGGCCUCAGAGAGAAAAUUAAAGCAGCCAUUCUACGCAGAAGGCAAGCAGAAAAGAAGAGAUAUGCUUUGGAAAGGAAAAUUCAGGUUAUCGAAGAAGCGUUGGAAAACUACAAGAGACGUAAUUUGCAAUUUCAAAUUAGUAAACGGGAACUUCUAAGCUCUAACUUUUACUAGGUUUCCCUCUUCUUCCCCUAGCUGGAUAGCUUGGCAUUGAUCAGAAAGUUUCUUGGUUCCAGCUGUUUUGAAAAUUUAUCAUAAGUUUCUUGAUUGAUUAACCGAAAACAUAGCACCACAUUGAUGUAAACUGACAUGUUGUGAGACUUUGCCUUGUCAGUGUAGUUCAGCUGUCCGUUGAGAGAAGUAGUGUAAGGAAUUAUAACAUGUUCUAAGGUGCGAUUGUAUCAUUACAAGAGGCUAAAGUAGCUUUGGGAAUUAUAUUGUGGAUCGACGGCUCAAUCAGGGUCAAAUAAUUUUAAAUGCUAAUAAUCUGUAUGUAGACUUUCAAGGUUUCUUUCUUUGAUGUCCUGAGUUUAUUUGAAUACCAAAAUAAACAAACAAAUGGCUGUGCAGUCAAUUUUAACAAA
Molecule: messenger RNA, 1294 nt
Organism: Orbicella faveolata
Lineage: Eukaryota; Metazoa; Cnidaria; Anthozoa; Scleractinia; Merulinidae
Source: RefSeq, a predicted model, not a curated record